Peromyscus maniculatus bairdii (prairie deer mouse) is the source of this 1683-nucleotide messenger RNA. The record is from RefSeq and is a predicted model, not a curated record. Lineage: Eukaryota; Metazoa; Chordata; Mammalia; Rodentia; Cricetidae.
AUGCCUGCGAACUCAGAGCGAACUCCCUACAAGGUGAGACCUGUGGCCAUCAAGCAGCUCUCUCUUCUUUGGUUUGUAGAAAGAGAAGAACUCAUCCAGGGUGUGCUGGCCCAGGUGGCAGAGCAGUUCUCCAGAGCGUUUAAGAUCAACGAGUUGAAAGCAGAAGUUGCAAAUCACCUGGCCGUGCUGGAGAAACGGGUGGAACUGGAAGGACUUAAAGUGGUGGAGAUUGAAAAAUGCAAGAGUGACAUUAAAAAGAUGCGGGAGGAGCUGGCAGCCAGAAACAGCAGGACCAACUGUCCCUGUAAAUACAGUUUUCUGGAUAACAAGAAGUUGACACCUCGACGCAAUGUCCCCACUUACCCCAAGUACCUGCUCUCCCCAGAGACCAUCGAAGCCCUACGGAAGCCCACCUUCGAUGUCUGGCUUUGGGAACCCAACGAGAUGCUGAGCUGCUUAGAGCAUAUGUACCAUGACCUCGGCCUGGUCAGGGACUUCAACAUCAACCCCAUCACACUCCGCAGGUGGCUGCUCUGCGUGCACGACAACUACAGGAACAACCCCUUCCACAACUUCCGUCACUGCUUCUGUGUGACGCAGAUGAUGUACAGCAUGGUCUGGCUCUGUGGCCUCCAGGAGAAGUUUUCCCAGAUGGACAUCUUGGUCCUGAUGACCGCAGCCAUCUGCCAUGACCUGGACCACCCAGGGUACAACAACACGUACCAGAUCAACGCCCGCACAGAACUGGCUGUGCGCUACAACGACAUCUCGCCGCUGGAGAAUCACCACUGCGCCAUUGCCUUCCAGAUCCUGGCGAGGCCGGAAUGCAACAUCUUCUCCAACGUGCCACCAGAGGGCUUCAGGCAGAUCAGGCAGGGGAUGAUCACAUUGAUCUUGGCCACCGACAUGGCAAGGCACGCUGAAAUUAUGGAUUCUUUCAAAGAAAAGAUGGAGAACUUUGAUUACAGCAAUGAGGAGCACCUGACCCUGCUGAAGAUGAUUCUCAUAAAAUGCUGUGAUAUCUCCAACGAAGUCCGUCCCAUGGAGGUGGCAGAACCAUGGGUGGAUUGUUUACUGGAAGAAUAUUUCAUGCAGAGUGACCGCGAGAAAUCGGAAGGCCUUCCUGUGGCCCCGUUCAUGGACAGAGACAAAGUGACCAAAGCGACGGCCCAGAUUGGCUUCAUCAAGUUUGUCCUGAUCCCAAUGUUUGAAACAGUGACCAAGCUCUUUCCCAUUGUCGAGGAGACCAUGCUACGGCCACUCUGGGAGUCUCGAGAACACUAUGAGGAGCUGAAGCAGAUGGACGACGCCAUGAAGGAGUUACAGAAGAAGACAGACAGCUUGACAACUGGGGGCCCCGAAAACACCACAGAGAAGAACAGAGAUACAAAAAAGAGUGAAGGCCACUCUCCUCCAAACUGAUAUCUCAAUGUGUACACAGACUGUACUGGUUAAAGCAGCUGAGCUGUGGCCUCUGAGCAGACAGGGCUGGGGGACUUCACAGGAUCCUCCACGCAAGGACAGUCGCAAGGACAGUCACGCCCAGACGACCCCCGAUGACCUGCCACAGACCACGUUUUCUAAGAACCGUUUUGUUCACUGAUACAAAAACAGGAAUUCAUGAUGCUGUACAGAAUUUUUAUUUUUAAACUGUCUUUUAAAUAAUAUAUUCUUAUACAGAAA